GUGAAAGAAAAGCAGUCUGUCAGUACACUAUGCAGAUCACAGCUCCCACUCUCACUCUCAAAAGUACACAGCAAAAGCACAGCCCCCGCUCGUACUUGCUAAACCAAAAUUCAAAAUCCCCAAAACCAGUUUCCUCUGCACCUCAGAGGCCAUGAUUUUCCGUAAGCUUUCUUGUGCUUGAAAAUUCAAAGCCAAGCAAUUGCCUUUUGGGUUUUGUAAAUCAGUGCAAUGAGAAAUUCCCAUCUCUUCCUCACUCUCCUAACACUCACAGUCACUUACUCCCUCCGAUUCCAAGUUCAUGCUGCUCCUGCAGGGCCAUUGAUAAAGCACUUGUCUUCUCUUCUCAAGUGGACUGGGGAAAUAUCCUCCAAAACACCCCAAUCAGAAAAGAAUGUUCUUCAAUUUGAGAAUGGGUACUUAGUUGAGACUGUUGUGGAAGGAAAUGACAUUGGUGUUAUUCCUCACAAAAUCCGCAUCUCAGAGGAUGGGGAGCUCUUUGCUGUGGACUCCGUUAAUAGCAACAUUAUGCGCAUUGCUUCACCCUUGUCCCAAUAUAGUAGGGGAAGAUUGGUUGCUGGGUCAUUUCAGGGUUAUGCUGGACAUGUUGAUGGGAAGCCAAGUGAUGCUCGUUUCAAUCAUCCCAAAGGUGUAACCAUUGAUGAUAAGGGGAAUGUGUGUGCUGAUACCUUGAAUCACGCCAUACGAAAGAUUGGAGAUGCUGGAGUAACAACCAUUGCAGGUGGGAAAUCAAAUGUUGCAGGCUAUAGAGAUGGGCCCAGUGAGGAUGCCAUGUUCUCAAAUGAUUUCGAUAUCGUAUAUGUUCAGCCUACUUGUUCGUUGCUAGUUGUUGAUAGAGGAAAUGCUGCUCUCCGGCAGAUCUCUCUCAAUCAGGAGGAUUGUGAUUAUCAGUACAGUUCAAUUUCUGCCACAGAUAUCCUUAUGGUUGUUGGUGCUGUCUUGGUAGGGUAUACUACAUGCAUACUGCAGCAGGGAUAUGGACCUUCUUUCUUAUUGAGAACGCAGCCACUUUCAAAGAGUGAAAUGAAAGAACAUCCAAGCAAUGGGAAAUCCACGCUACUUGUGAAAAGCAUGAAAGAGGAACCGGGAUGGCCAUCUUUUGGACAGCUUGUCAGUGAUCUAUCAAAGCUUGGACUUGCAGCAUUGGCUGGCAUAUUCGUUCACUUCCUUCCGUCGCGUUUUAUGCCUGGUGGCUCCCAGAAAGGCCUAACACCAUUAAAAGAUUCUCUUAGGAUGCCUGAAGAUGAAGCCGAGGCUCCAGUAGUUCAGAGACAAAGUGCUCCUGCUCCUCUGUCUGAAACUCGACAGGCCUAUACCCCCAAUGCAAGUGAGAAGUAUUCAGAUAUGAAGCCAGCAAAAAUGAAGUCAACUAGUUUCAAAGAUCCCUCUUUGUCAAGCAAGCACCGGUCUUCAAAACGACAGAACUCUGCAGAAUUCUAUGGAUCCGGUGAGGUUUCUUCUCAUAGCAGGUCUAAGAGCCAGAAAGAAAGAACAAGGCAUCGCCAGCGAGAGAAGAGUGGAGAGGUAGUUUAUGGCACAGUUGGGGCAGAACCCAAACCAGUGGACAUGAAGACAGCGGGUUAUGACAAUCCGAAGUUUGAAAAUUACAAUAUGAGGAGCAGGUAUGGGGCUGAUAGUUCAUACCGCUUUUGAUCAAACUGUGACGCCAUGACCACCCUUUGCCACGCUGCAAAUUUCAGCUAGUUUUUGCCUGAUUUUGAAUGUGUAUCCCAUGAGUCUGCAAGUUUGUUACUAAAGAUUUGUUUUGAAGAGGAAAAAAAAAAUACAGAUGGCUGACGAUUCAAGUAUUAUCUAACAUAGGACUGUUUAGUCCAGGCACCAUACACUGCUGUCAUUUUGUAAGGAAGUUAAUGAGAAACUGAGAAAUGCAGAAGUGGAUUUGCAUAUUUUCUUGUU
Messenger RNA from Malus domestica (apple), 1935 nucleotides. RefSeq lists its product as uncharacterized. Lineage: Eukaryota; Viridiplantae; Streptophyta; Magnoliopsida; Rosales; Rosaceae. The record is from RefSeq and is a predicted model, not a curated record. Gene Ontology annotation, molecular function: protein binding.